UCGGCUUCUCUCCGCCCCAUCUCUUCUCUAGCCAGCUGCUCUAUUAUCACAUCCUCUAACAACAAUAUGGGAAGCACCGGCCACCUUCGAAGGGCAGAGAAGGCCAGUGGUAUGGCUACAGUGCUUGCCAUCGGCACCGCGUCGCCGGUGCACGUGAUCGAGCAAAGCACUUUCCCCGACCUCUACUUCAGGAUCACCAAGGCCGAACAUAUGGCCGGCCUCAAGGACAAGCACAGGAGAAUAUGUGAAAAAUCCACAGUCCACAAGAGACACACAUACCUGGAGGAGGCGAUGUUGGAGAAGCACCCUAACCUUAGGGAUCCCACGGCUCCUUCCCUGGAUGCUCGCCACGACCUCAUCAUCCCGGAGGUGCCCCGGCUGGCGAAGGAAGCGGCGCUGAAGGCAAUCGCCGAGUGGGGGCAGCCUACCUCCAGCAUCACCCACCUCAUUGUUUGCGCCACUGCCGGCGCUGACCUUCCUGGUGCCGACUUCCAUGUCUCCAGAUUGCUGGGUCUACAGCCCUCGGUCAAGCGUUUCAUGCUCUACCAGCAGGGCUGCUUUUCGGGGGGCACGGUUCUGCGGCUGGCGAAGGACCUAGCGGAGAACAGCAAGGGUGCGAGGGUGCUGGUCAUCAACUCUGAGGUGCUCUCCCUCAUCGCCUUCCGCGGACCCAGCAUCUCCAACGUCGACAACUUGGUGGGUCAGACCAUGUUCGGCGAUGGGGCUGUUGCCCUCAUCGUGGGUGCUGACCCUGUUCCCACCGUUGAGAAACCCAUUUUCGAGAUCGUAUGGACGGCGGAGACCAUCCUGCCAGACUGCGGCAAUGCCAUAAGGGCCAGCUUGCGGGAGAGUGGGAUGACCUUCCACCUUCUGCCGGAAGUGCCAGGGAAGAUAUCUGCUGGCCUUGACAAGAUCCUGGCCGAUGCGUUCCACCCGCUGGGCAUCUCCGAUUGGAACUCCAUUUUCUGGGUACCGCACCCAGGUGGCCCUGCCAUCUUGGACCAGGUGGAGGCGACAUUGAAGCUGAAGAAGGAAAGGUUGAGCACCACGAGGGAGGUGCUCUACCAGUACGGCAACAUGUCCGGUGCCACCGUAUUGUUCAUCCUGGAUGCAAUGAGGAGGAAGUCGAAGAAGGAAGGGCUGGCCACCACCGGAGAAGGGCUCGACUACGGUGUCCUCUUCGGAUUCGGCCCCGGCAUCACCGUUGAGACCGUCGUCUUACGCAGCAAGCCCAUUGCCUACUAGCAGCAAAGUCUACAUCUAAAUAUGUGCACCAUACAGUUCAUCACCGUUGAUGCCAGUCGUUCUAUGCCGCAUGCCCAUCGAUACAUGUUAAGAAAGUCUACAUCUAAAGAGAUGCACCAUGCGGUUCAUAAACUGCUACGUGAUAUUCACACGAAUAAAUAAUGCCUUGAAGAUUCUAUAGCA
Molecule: messenger RNA, 1428 nt
Organism: Nymphaea colorata (pocket water lily)
Lineage: Eukaryota; Viridiplantae; Streptophyta; Magnoliopsida; Nymphaeales; Nymphaeaceae
Product: chalcone synthase 6-4-like
Exons: 2
Coding region: 67-1245 (392 amino acids)
Biological process (GO): polyketide biosynthetic process
Molecular function (GO): acyltransferase activity, transferring groups other than amino-acyl groups
Source: RefSeq, a predicted model, not a curated record